Messenger RNA from Paramuricea clavata, 4209 nucleotides. The record is from the annotation of a GenBank genome assembly. NCBI's taxonomy places the organism in Eukaryota, Metazoa, Cnidaria, Anthozoa, Malacalcyonacea, Plexauridae.
AUGUCAAUGAUUGGACAUAAAAUGUUAUCAUGGCUGGACAAUAGAUUACGUGCUGGUACUGGAAAGCAAGAUAUCCCUUUUGGUGGUGUGUCGGUAAUUCUAAUGGGGGAUUUUGGUCAAUUACCACCUGUUGGUGAUAAGCCAAUGUAUGUUUCAGGUAACGGAACAGUAGUAAGUGAUCAUGGACAUAGUCUGUAUCUGAUGUUUGAGUCUGUCAUUAUUUUAGAUCAAGUUAUGCGUCAGGCUGGUGAGGACCCCACGGCAAUUGCUUUUAGAGCCUUGCUGAUGAGAAUGCGAAAUGGAGAAGUGACAGGGGAGGACUGGAAACUAUUGUUGGAGCAUUCAACAACAAAUGUACCAAUGGAUCAAUUCACUGAUGGCAUCCGAUUGUACUUUGACAAGAAAAGUGUUGCUGAAUACAAUUACAAGAAGUUAUUGCAGCUUGGACAACCUGUUGCUAAAAUUCAGGCCAAGCAUUCUGGUUGUGGUGCCAGUGCGGCCAUGCCGGACGAAGCUGGUGGAUUGGACGCUGUUCUGUUUUUAUCCACAAAAGCAGAAGUAAUGCUCACUUGCAACCUGUGGGCUGAAGUUGGUCUCUGCAAUGGCUCAUUUGGCACUAUCAAGCAGAUUUGGUUUGCAGAGAAUAUGGGUCCACCAAACCUGCCAAUAGCAGUAUUGGUACACUUCCAUAGUUACUCUGGUCCUGCAUUCCUAGAUGCAUGUUCUAAAUGUAUACCUGUGCCACUGAAAGUGUUUGAAUGGGUGGCUGAUGGAAAGUACUUGUCAAGGCAACAAGUGCCCUUGCGGUUAAGGUAUGCAAUGACUAUUCAUAAGUCACAAGGACAGACACUAACAAAAGCUGUUGUUGAUUUAGGUAAAGGAGAAAAAGUUGCUGGAUGCACAUUUGUAGCUACAUCGCGGGUAAGAUCGAUUCAUGAUAUUGUGUUUGAACCUAUGACAUUUGAUCGCCUCAAAGCAAUUGGUAGAAGUAAAAAUAUGCAAAAACGACUCGAAGCUGAACAGCGACUUAAAGUGCUUGCAGAGAAAACUGUCCAAACAUAUAGUACAAGUACGUCAUGAAUUGUCAUAGAGUGGUGUUUGAGCAUCAUCAGUAUACUGGGCACAUAUACUGUGCUUUCGAGGUUAUUUCGCCUGUUACUAGGCACAAUUUUAGGUGUAGUACACAAGUUUCAAAUCACACCAUCAGGGCCGCUUAGAAGGGGAGGUUGCAAAUGGGGCAAUUUGCCCGGGCCCCCAGAUCAAGGGGGGGGGGUCCAAAAGGUGUCAUUUUAAAAAAUUAUUUGGAGCAUGUUUUAUAUAAGUAAUGGUAUGAGAGAAAUUUUUUAGACCUUAAAUUUAUAGGUAUUGGUCAGAAAAAAUGUGUUUUAGGUGUGAUUUUAUAAGUAUUUGUAUGGAAAAUGUUUUGAACCCAAUUAAUUUUAGUUGUGUUAGUCCGGAAAUUUUUUUUUAAAAUUGGAAUCUUUUGGAUAUGCUUGAGAAACCCCCCCCCCCCACUUGCCAACAUUUUUUUGAAAAAAUAUGGCCCAAAUUUAAAUUCGCCCAAGGCCCCCAAAUUUCUCUGUGCAGUCCAGCCUAGUCCCUAAGCCUCUUAGUUCGCCUAUUGCGCGUUUCUGCAUAUUAAUAAGGUGACGGCUCCUGAGAGGCCUAGAAUAAAAUGUUUCAAGUGAGCCAAAAGUGGGGACAAAGUGUCCCCACUUGCUGUAUUGAGAUCAGUGGCUUUCGAAAAUGGCGCUGUUCUCAUGAGCGAGUAAAAUGUUUAUAGAUUUGUAUCAAAUUGACUUUUAUAUUUGCGACAAGUUGGAUUAAAAUUUUGUGGUUUUAAUAUAUAUUGAAUAGAAGCAGUGGUACAUAAAUUAAUAUACUGAAAAGACAAUGUAGUAAAGCGGAAUUGAUGCUGACAAAAAACAAGAAAUCGGUGAGAAAUAUUUUUAAAUAUAGAAGGUGAGAAUUUAUUUAUCGAUAUCCUGGGAUACCUCUGCUGUAUAAAUGUAGAAUAUUAACUAAAUACAUGGUAAAUAUAGUAAUGAUAUUUAUCAAUGCACUAUUGAAAUGCAUGUAUUCACUUGUGUUAACAAGAACGUUUGAAUAUUUGCGAGCUUUGCGAAUUUAUAGAUCAAAAUAUAGAUCUGUUAUGUACUUGCCAACAAUUUUUAUUUUAUAAUUUUUGUUUGAUGUUUAGGAAAUGUUUUACCUGUGGCAGAAAAUUAAAAUGGUGCCAAUGUGCCAUACAGGCAUAUACAGGGACAGUUGUCAAGAAAAUAUAUAAUUAAACAAGGUCAUAUUUGAAGAAUUUGGUGAAAGUGGUAUUUGUGAGUGACCAAGUUCAGGCAAAAGACAUAUUGGACAACAUGGAUGUACAUAAUUUUGCUGUUCAUCUAUUUCGUCAAGUCAGGAAAUGGCCGAACUACAGUCUGCAUAGUGUCAUAUUUGUAAUAUUUUCAAACAAGAUUCACCUGAUCACCACCCAACAAUGGCUUGUUGUUGGACUUCCAGGAACACCGGUAUUCUAGUUUAUAUUCAAAUGUUACUUGUUCGAACUAGUUUGUGUUAGAACAUUCACAAGGUACAGCAUCUAAUUCUUAUUAGAAUGUAAAAACUGAAGCAACAAUUUCAACAAGAACACUCCAGGCAGGCACAUGUGAACAGGAAUAGAAUAAAAUUUGGAGGUUAAUAUUGUUAAUAAGGGGGGACUUAACCUAAAUUUGGAUCAAGGUAGCAAAAAAAAAUUUUUUUGAAAAUCUUAUACCUCAGGCAUAGAAGAAUACUGUGAAAAGUGUUUAGUAAUGGAAUUUGCACUAUUCCGUUGUUUUUUGUGCAUUUUAAAAAACUCGUAGUCUGGUUGCCAUGGAUACACAAUGAAUAAUUCACUUGUUUAUCCACGAAAUUUCGCCUAAAACAGACAAAUAUGUUCGGAAAAAAGGGGGAAAUUAUUGUAAAUAUGAGUGACUAUAUAUUGCAUAUUACAUGACGUACAUCUCCUGUUUCUAAGCCCGCAUUUACUCAUGGGAAAACGUGUCACAGCAUUUACAUAUAUACUGGACAAGAAGUCAUCGAAUAGAGAAUUUUUAGCAACAAAAUUUAAGCUUAAAAUGACAGGAACAAACCAUAGAUCUCAGUACAGAAAGAAAAGAAAGGGAAAUGCUUUUGCUGGAGUUCAAAAACAUGCUAAAAAAGUAAGGAAAACAUCGCUGAAAGAAUCUGAAAUCACACAGUCAACACCGAGUUCAGCAUGCGGUCAAUCAUCGUCAAGUUCCAAAUGUGAUGAACCGAUAAGCGCAUCCCGACUGAAAAUGAGGCCACAAAACUCUUCAGAUUGUCCCUCAAACAGUUUGGAUGAUGGAGAAACUGUUCAGAGCGAGGGAUACAGACUUGUAGACCUGAAGAAAUUGUCAUCAACUCUGUCAGAAGCCCACGUAUGUGAAGAAGGUAAGAACUCUGAGAAACAAAACACUGUUUGCUCAGUGCAAAUGAUGUUGUAUGGCAAAAUGUGUGUUGUAGUUGAAUUUGGUUUACUUUUUUAUUCGAAAUUUUCAAAGUUUGUAAACAUUUUGAUUGCAUCUGUCUAGCAUGUUUGUAACAGUUUGUUUAUGUGCCAAUUUAAAAUUGGAAAUUUUUGUAAAUGCAUAUGUUAUGGAAUGUGGUUUUAAUUUUCAAUGUUAUUGCAUCCUAGGUCAUUUAAAUUUGAAAGAAAAUUCAUCAAUGAGAAGUGGAUUGAUGUCUGACCUUUCUGCUGAAUGUAGCUCGUGCUCCGAGGCUACAUCACUGAAAACAUCAUCUUCUGUAACCAAUCAAGGGCAAUCAUUUGAUGUGAACCGACGUGCUGUUUACCAUUCUUUGGAGACAGGUGGUGGCUAUGAAGGGCUUGUUUCAUUUUGUAGUAUCAUGAAUAUGCCCUGUAUUUCAUCUGCUGCCUACUACAAACUAGUUGACACCAUACUUGUGGCUCAAGAAGCUGAAGCCAAGGAUGAAAUGCAACAGGCAAGUCAACGACUUCGAGAUUAUAUCUUCCAAGAAAAUGGAGAGAAAAAUUGUGAUGAUGUUGUUGUCGAUGUAGCUGUUUCCUUUGAUGGGACAUGGGCCAAAAGAGGGUUUACUUCCUUAACUGGGGUAGUCUUUGUACUAGCUGUAGAUACUGGAGAAGUUCUUGACUACCAUGUACUCUCCAAAGAAUGCCGUAAUGUACAAUGA